This is a messenger RNA of Cryptotermes secundus, 1322 nucleotides long. Its product is annotated as odorant receptor 2a-like. Gene Ontology annotation, molecular function: odorant binding; olfactory receptor activity. Lineage: Eukaryota; Metazoa; Arthropoda; Insecta; Blattodea; Kalotermitidae. The coding region runs from base 1 to 1074 and encodes 357 amino acids. The record is from RefSeq and is a predicted model, not a curated record. The transcript has 7 exons. Gene Ontology annotation, cellular component: plasma membrane. Gene Ontology annotation, biological process: detection of chemical stimulus involved in sensory perception of smell; sensory perception of smell.
AUGGCGAUAUACCAUCAUAGAGAGGAUAUGGAUAAUGCCUUAAAUGAAGCUAUGCUACUCCUUAUUUUCUCAUCUGCAAGUUAUUCACAAUUGUAUUUCAGGUUUCGGAGGGCUGGUCUAGUGCGCAUUUUGAGGCUCACGGAUGCAUUCAUCUGGGAAGAUUUACCCCACAUUGAUCCUGAGACUGGAUCCCUAGCAAUGGCGGCAUGGAUCCCGCGUGUCCAAAAAAUUUCAUUUUUUCUUACAAGCGUCGCCAGUCUUUUCCAUGUGACUCAAAGCUCAAUACGCUUGUUAACAAGUGAAGACCGUCCUAUGAUUUAUGGAACAUGGUAUCCAUUCGAUAUAACCAAAAGCCCCACCUACGAGCUGAUGAACAUUGCACAGGGCAUCGCUAGUGUUCAAUGGAUAUGUUUCCUGUAUGGGUUGCCUGCCUUUUACGGUACAUUGGUGUCUAUCGCGUGCAGUCAGCUGGAGAAGCUAAGAGCGAACCUCCUGGAUAUCAGACAGAAACUCGACUCGGGCGCUGAGACUGCCCAAGGGGAAGGAAGACAAGUCCAGCCAUCUCAGGAAGUGUUCUGCGGCAUGCAGGAGCAGCUCACCGAAUGCAUACGUCAUCACCAGCUAAUCAUAGAAUACAUUCGUGCAAUUGAAGAGAUGUUCAACCCGUUCUUAGCAGGUUAUUUUCUCAACUUAAUGUGCGGUCUCUGCUUUACUGCAUACACAGCUGUUACGAGACUGGGAGAUUUACUGCAGCUCUCCCAGACCAUUGUUAUUUACAGCUUCUAUGCUAUAAACGUGUUUGUUUUCUGCUGGUUUGGAAGCGAGCUGAGUGACCAGGCUGAGAGAGUGAGAGACGCUGCCUGGGGCUGUGACUGGGUGGGAACUCCUCUUCCGUUCAUGCGCUGUCUCAGUUUCAUCAUUAAAAUGGCUAAUAAGGAAUUCGUGCUGACUGCUGGGAAAUUUGUCCCCGUAUCCAAGGCGACCAUGAUGAACAUGAUGCAAGAGUCUGUCUCUCUCUUCAUGUUUUUGCUGCAGAUGAAGCAAAAAGAAGAUGUUAUGGAGGAAUUAAAAUGAAUUAAAGAUUUGUAGUGAAAACGUGUAAUUUGUAGUAAGAGAAAUAUUCAAUAAUUUUGCAUGUUCGCUGGAACGUUACACAGGCCAAAGAACAUCAAGCUCUGUGUAAUUUGGCUGGUUAUAUAGAUACCAAUAUAUAACAUAUAUUGUGCUUAAUAUGAUUUAACUGAACAUCCGUGAUAGAUACACUGUCACUAUUACAAAUCUUUACUUAUUCUCACACAUGAAAUAAUAAACAUUCUUUAAAG